AUGGGCAGCUUGCGAUCAGAGCAAGGAUCUUAUUCCGACCUGUUAGAAGGCAUCGCUGGCAGUUCACGGGGUGGUGACAGAACGCGUUCCCUAGUGAUUGAUAAGUCAGGCCUACAUAAGACGGGGAAAGCCUCCAUAAACCUGGCUUCGACGGAAGACCGUUCAUCUGUGCGUUCUACAGCAGAAUCAGAACAACAGGAAACUACAAGGUCAAUGCGUUCAACUCGAGACCGUUUCGCGCUCGCCUCAUCCAGGGCAUACGAUACCCCGCAGGCCCGGCGUAUCUGGGAUGAGCUUCCGGCAUGGCGACUAGAGUAUGAGGCACUGACACCUAUUCAGCAGCAGGUGAUGGAGCAUGUAGCAUUCAACAGUGAGACUGAAAGCGCUGCUGCGAAAGCUCGACUCGAGAAGACUUGGCGAGGGUUCGAUAUAUCUGAGGAAGACUUUACAAAAAUCGAGGUAUACUUAGCCAAGAAGGUGCCGCUAACCAUUCGUAUUGACAUCCAAGGGCUAUUUCCAUACUUGAUGAAAGAUCCCUUUUACAGAACAUGCUUUGAGACUAACUUGAAGGGAUCCACGUAUUUGAAAGCUCGACGAGAGUUUGAAUCAGUCCUCUUCAACGACCUAUACGAGCACCCGUAUGGCGUCUUGAACAUGGUGUGCCACCCGUUUUCGGAUUCCCGAGUUUCUGCCUUCGGAAGCGCUUAUCUUCUUCUAAAGGACUCACUCCGCGCCCGAACAACUGUGGCAACCAGCAAAGAGAACUUGGGCUCCAGAAUCCGUCGGGUUGGGACGCUGGAUCACAUGUGGCACAUUGUUGAGACUCUAUCAACUCACGAAAUAACAAGGAUUCACGUAAGGCGGUCGUAA
Eimeria acervulina is the source of this 870-nucleotide messenger RNA. RefSeq lists its product as hypothetical. The record is from RefSeq and is a predicted model, not a curated record. Bases 1 to 870 code for a protein of 289 amino acids. NCBI's taxonomy places the organism in Eukaryota, Apicomplexa, Conoidasida, Eucoccidiorida, Eimeriidae. The transcript has 4 exons.